This is a messenger RNA of Diaporthe amygdali, 1533 nucleotides long. RefSeq names its product fasciclin domain family protein. The coding region runs from base 1 to 1533 and encodes 510 amino acids. The transcript is spliced from 3 exons. The record is from RefSeq and is a predicted model, not a curated record. Gene Ontology annotation, cellular component: fungal-type vacuole membrane. Gene Ontology annotation, biological process: macroautophagy. NCBI's taxonomy places the organism in Eukaryota, Fungi, Ascomycota, Sordariomycetes, Diaporthales, Diaporthaceae.
AUGAGAUCCUUCACCAUUCUUCCGCUGGCAGCGGCCGCCAGUGCCUUCGUCGUCCCCGACAUCGAGACAUUCUCCCAACUUCCCGUGCAUGGACAGGCGCCGCACCAUGAUGACAGCUCGUGGCAGGAUUGGUUCCCCUCGGCCGACUCCAUUUCUUCCUCGGUUCACGAUGUCGUGGAUUCAUUGUCGUCUGGGGUAGAGGAGACCAUCCACGUUGUCAAGGGCAAGCUCGAGACCGAGUUCGAGUCCAUCUUCGGGGAGGAGGCUAGCUAUGCUGUCGAGGAGCUCGACGCCUCGGACAAGCCCCACCGUGGCCCGCAUAAGAAGUCAAACCUUACCAUCUACCAGCUCAUCAGUCAGAGCAAGUAUACGACUGAAUUUGCCAAGCUUGUUGAUGAGUACGACGACAUUGUACAGCUGCUCAACAGCACUUCGGCCAACUACACUCUCUUCGUUCCCGUUGAUAGUGCCUUCAAGCAUAUUCCCAAGGACAAGAAGCCCAGCAAGGAGUUUGUCGAGUCUGUGCUUAAAUACCACAUCGGACUUGGCCUGUACCCCGCUGGCCGUGUGCUAGUGACACACACGCUGCCCACUGCUCUGGACGAGCCUCUACUCGGGAACAAGCCCCAACGCCUCCGAACGAGCGUCGGCCUGCUGUCCGGUGUGAGGGUUAACUUCUACAGCAAGGUCGUAGCAGUCGACAUUGGAGCCAAGAACGGUGUGAUUCACGCCGUCAAGAGCCUCCUGGUGCCGCCGCCGUUCGUUGGCCGUGAGCUGUCGCUCUUCCCCGGAAAGUUCUCCACGCUACUGCUGGCGUUCGACAAGACGGACUUCACUUCUUUCAUCCAUGACCAGGUCCUGAACGGCUCCACCGUUUUCGCCCCGGACAACAGGGCGUUUCAGAAGCUUGGCCCGGGCGCCAACGCGUUCCUGUUCAACACCGAGACAGGGCUCAAGUACCUUAAGGCUAUCCUCAAGUACCACAUCGUGGCCAAUGAGACAGUGUACAGCGACGCGUACUACUCGUCUGGCGAGGACGACGGUAGCAAGACCCAGGACGAUGUCGGCCGCGGCCACUACCACCUCGACCUGCCCACCCUCCUUGGGGACAAGAGGCUGGCUAUAGAUGUUGCCAGGUGGGCGGGCUUCAUUCGGCUCAAGAUCAAUGGAUAUAUCCCUAUCGCUGUACAGGACGGCAUUGCCAAGAAUGGAGUCAUCCAUGUGCCUGCCAACGUCCUCAUUCCUCCUCACAAGCACGGCAAAGAUUCGGGGGAGUCGGUCGACGGUGAGAUCAGUGUGGAGGAGCUGAAGGAGAGAUUGGCUGGGUAUGUUGAGGGUGAGGAGGAGGAAGGCGAGAAGGAGACGAAGGCCAUGGAUGAGGUGGAAAUUCUUUGGGAAUGCAUUGCAGAGCAACAAAUCUGUACUUCGGAUACGGCGUAUAAGGACGGGGCAAAGGGUGAGGUCGGUUGCAUUGGAUUAUCUCAGCACCACAACAUUGGCCGACAUCUGGCAGACACAAUCACAUAUGAGUAG